Molecule: messenger RNA, 2901 nt
Organism: Leopardus geoffroyi (Geoffroy's cat)
Lineage: Eukaryota; Metazoa; Chordata; Mammalia; Carnivora; Felidae
Product: Golgi phosphoprotein 3
Exons: 4
Coding region: 511-1407 (298 amino acids)
Biological process (GO): retrograde vesicle-mediated transport, Golgi to endoplasmic reticulum; Golgi to plasma membrane protein transport; Golgi organization
Cellular component (GO): cytosol; trans-Golgi network; Golgi cisterna
Molecular function (GO): phosphatidylinositol-4-phosphate binding
Source: RefSeq, a predicted model, not a curated record
ACGUCACGGGCGGGCCCGGCGGCCAAGGGACGCCUAGCAGAGGGCGAGAGCCAGCGGAGACCCGAGGGCCCAGCAGGGGGUCAUCGUGGGCGGAUCCCCGCCCUCGUCCCCAGCCGCCCCGUCCCUGCCCGACGCUUCCGGCGCCCUCCCGGCCGGCCCCGCGCCGGCUGUGCCACAUCCUCCGGUGACGUCAGUCGGCGCCGCCAUAUUGGGAAGGCGCAGCCGCCGCCGCCACCGCCACCACCUCCGCCUCCCCCUAGGAUCUCGGGCUGCCUUGGGGCCUGCGGACGCCGGAAGGAAGAGCCCCUCUCUAGCUCCGCCGACGCCGGGCCCGCCCGUUUCGCCCCGACCCGUCUCCCCAUGACUGCCCCCGGCACAGCUGUCGACGGACGUCGCCCCAGCGCCGGGAUUUAACACGGAAGCCCGGGUCGGGGGCCGCGGGGGAAGGAGGAGGGAGACCCGGUAGGUCCCGCGUCCCUCUCGGCCCAGCACGGCGUCUCGGCGGGAGCCAUGACCUCGCUGACCCAGCGCAGCUCCGGCCUGGUGCAGCGGCGCACGGAGGCCUCCCGCAACGCCGCCGACAAGGAGCGGGUGGCGGGCGGCGGCGGCGGCAGCGGGGAGGACGACGCGCAGAGCCGCCGCGACGAGCAGGACGACGACGACAAGGGCGACUCCAAGGAAACGCGGCUGACCCUGAUGGAGGAGGUGCUCCUGCUGGGCCUCAAGGACCGAGAGGGUUACACAUCAUUUUGGAAUGACUGUAUAUCAUCUGGAUUACGUGGCUGUAUGUUAAUUGAAUUAGCACUGAGAGGAAGGUUACAACUAGAGGCUUGUGGAAUGAGACGUAAAAGUCUGUUAACAAGAAAGGUGAUCUGUAAGUCAGAUGCUCCAACGGGGGAUGUUCUUCUUGAUGAAGCUCUAAAGCAUGUUAAGGAGACGCAACCUCCAGAAACGGUCCAGAACUGGAUUGAAUUACUUAGUGGUGAGACAUGGAAUCCGUUAAAAUUGCAUUAUCAGUUAAGAAACGUGCGGGAACGAUUAGCUAAAAACCUGGUGGAAAAGGGCGUAUUGACAACAGAGAAACAGAACUUCCUACUCUUUGACAUGACCACACAUCCCCUCACCAACAACAAUAUCAAGCAGCGCCUCAUCAAGAAGGUACAGGAAGCUGUUCUUGACAAAUGGGUGAAUGACCCUCACCGCAUGGACAAACGCUUGCUGGCCCUCAUUUACCUAGCCCACGCCUCCGACGUCCUGGAGAAUGCUUUCGCUCCCCUUCUGGACGAGCAAUAUGAUUUAGCCACCAAGAGAGUACGGCAGCUCCUCGACUUAGAUCCGGAAGUGGAGUGUCUGAAGGCCAACACCAACGAGGUCCUGUGGGCGGUGGUGGCAGCGUUCACCAAGUAGCUGCUCAGAACGAAGUUCUCUCUCUCUCAUGUAAACCAGUAGGUUUUCUUCUAUUGACUUCUGGUUCUCUGCAGUUUGUACUUUCCACACUGUAAUUGGCUUUUGUUUUAUGAAACGGUGGGUGGCUUUUCUUUUUUGUAUGUAUGCAGGAUUCUGCUGGUACGAGAGGCCUUCCUCUUUCUGUUUUCAAAAAAAGUUUUACUGCCAUAUUGGCAAUCCAUUCCUUGUUGCCAUCCUCACUGUUAACCUGUUUUGGGAUUCUGGCACGCUUUGACUUUCAAAGUGACUCCAGUCUCCUCACACGCACAUCUUUUGGAUUACCUCAACUUGAGUUUUUCCCACGUGUGCACGUACACCUAGCAUUCUGCCUACGAUUCAGACAGAAGUCACAAAAAGGCCUUUAACUCACCAAAGGUAAAUAUCUGUAUCUAUUAGGACAUUUUAUACAUAGACCUCAGUUGAGAUGUAUACUUAGCAAAAUUAUUUUUAAAUUGAAACAACACAGUAAAUAAUAUAAAAUGCCCCUUGGAUUUUGUUUCCCGUGUAAAUCUAUUGUAUUAUUACACUUGUUGUAAUUUUAACUGUUAAAUCCUAAAGGUCCAGUUGUUUCACAAAGCCGGAUCGGGGUGGGCCGCAUUCCACAUACGCUGUAUAUAGUUUGAAUUCUAUAUAAAUUGCCCCUCUGGCCACUCCUGCCUCCAUCUUAGUAUUUUGCAAGAUUUCAUUCGUUGUACACCUGGUGCCCCUCACUUGCUUCAGUCUGUAUUAUUUGAUGGCAAAAUAGACCUCUCAUCAUUGAAGGAAAGAGAAAAGAUGUGUCUGAUUGGUCCCAAGACUUUUUGAGCUGUGCCAUUCAUGGCACCCUUUGCCUAUGCAUCUCCUUUUGGAAUUAUUUUUGGUCUUAAAUGUUUCUAUCGUUUUAUAGGGAAGAGGCUUGUGACCAGUACUAAUCUUGAGUACAGUUUUUUCUUUUUCUGUCCACAGGUAAAUUAAUGUCUGCUCUUAAAUGUCAUUUAUCUACUCAUACUUUUUUGGGGGAAAACAAAUCAAAUGUCAGUUUUAGCAGAUAUUGCAUGUAAAUUGUUAGCAAGUAAUGACUACAACUCAGAUGAUUAAGAAUUUUGUAACAGAAAGCUCUGCUAUGUUUUAAUUUUUAUAUACAAUUAUGAUAAUUAGCACAUUGUAAGGAUAUAAACCUUUGCUUUUUAAAGUUUAUUUUUACUAUUUCUUUAUCACUGUUUAUGGUAUCAGCAUUGGUUUCAUAAUGUAAAUACUAUAUAUUGAACAAAUUAAAUGUCAAAUUUUUUAUUACCAUAGUUCAUGUUAAUAGUGGGGCUUUCAGGUGUUUAGAGAUUUUUUUGGUUAACAUUCAAUGCAAAAGUACUAGAUGGUGUAUAACUGUAGAGUUGAAUUUUAAGGGAUUCCCUAAUAUGUAUACUAUCUUUUUAUCUGAAGUAAUAAAUAAACUAUGAUCUUGAAAGUGCCUGAAUCAGA